AUCGCCAUCUCCCUGAAUAUACUAUUCUAUGGACGAGUGCCGGCCUCUCCACUACACCUCGAACCAGACUUCACGCGGGAAACAUGGGAGAAUGUUAUCAAGCCGAACCUGACUGAAGAACUUCUGUUGUCGGAGAACGGCGACUACCCAAACUUCUACGCGGUGACAGAAGUUCGGGGCGACUGGAAGUUCGUCAAG
Symbiodinium sp. CCMP2456 is the source of this 198-nucleotide messenger RNA. The record is from the annotation of a GenBank genome assembly. NCBI's taxonomy places the organism in Eukaryota, Dinophyceae, Suessiales, Symbiodiniaceae.